AAACAUAUGACGAGGUCCCUCAGAUAAAAGUAGAUUUGUGUUAACCAAAAAAAAAAGUAGAUUUGUUCUUUUACUUUAUUAUUAUUGGCGCACGUCUCUUUUUCUUGAUGUGUUGUGUACCUUAACUUGGUCAAAUACUUUCAUCACUUUUAACUCUUCCCAUUCGCUGUUUAAAAUCCCACUUCCUUCAAGAAAAUGAUGAGAAACCGGUUAUCUGAAGUUUGGAUCUUGGUUACAAUAUUGGUGGUGGCAUGUAGGAUCAAUGGGGCAUUUGGGAUUAGAUUUGUAAUUGAAAAAGAAGAAUGUUUUUCACAUAAGGUUGAAAUGGGAGAAACAGUUCAUUAUUCAUUUGUUGUUAUCAAGUCUGAAGGUGAUUGGCAUUAUAGUGAAGAGGGUGUUGAUCUUGUGGUGAAGGGGCCUUCUGGAGAACAGAUUCAUGAUCUUCGUGACAAAAUAAGCGAGAAGUCCGAGUUUACAUCUCAUCAUGAAGGAGUUUAUCGUUUCUGUUUCACUAACAAGUCGCCGUAUCAUGAAACUAUUGACUUUGAUCUACAUGCUGCUCACUUUGUAUACCACGAUGAGCAUGCAAAAGAUGAGCAUUUCAAGCCUUUGUUUGAGCACAUUGGAAAGCUAGAGGAAGCUUUGUACAACAUUCAGUUUGAGCAGCACUGGCUAGAGGCCCAGACAGACCGUCAGGCGAUAGUGAAUGAAGGAAUGAGCAAGAGAGCAAUCUACAAAGCUCUGUUUGAGUCUUCAGCUCUUAUUUGUGUUAGUUUUCUGCAAGUGUUCCUGCUCAAGCAUUUGUUCGAACGAAAGCUGGGGCAGUCCAGAGUUUAGUUUUUGGCACAAGGAGGAUAAUAUUCCUCUGCCAAACCCUGUAAACUCAGAUGUAUUCACUUUUUGUGCCUUUUUCUGAAAGGCAGGGUAGAAACUAGAAUGACAUGGUUUAUUCGAGAUUAAGUUAUUUCAUACAUUCUCUCAGGAAUGAGUGAGAUUUUCCUUAUCUAUGUUUUAAGAUUAUCUGCUUACAUGCAAUUUCUUUUAAUGGCUGUUACACUGUCCAUUGUUGUAAUCAAGCAAAUCUUAUAUUUGAACUCUCAUUAUAACCUUCA
Molecule: messenger RNA, 1112 nt
Organism: Lycium ferocissimum
Lineage: Eukaryota; Viridiplantae; Streptophyta; Magnoliopsida; Solanales; Solanaceae
Product: transmembrane emp24 domain-containing protein p24beta2-like
Exons: 5
Coding region: 196-837 (213 amino acids)
Biological process (GO): Golgi organization; intracellular protein transport; endoplasmic reticulum to Golgi vesicle-mediated transport
Cellular component (GO): endoplasmic reticulum-Golgi intermediate compartment; COPII-coated ER to Golgi transport vesicle; endoplasmic reticulum
Source: RefSeq, a predicted model, not a curated record